AUGCCAGCUGUUCCCGGAAUUGGAUUGUUAAUUGGAGCUGACCACCUCUGGAAGUUCCUUACCGGAGAAGUUCAACGUUGCGAAGAAAACCAGGGGCUGGCAGCUAUCAACACAACAUUCGGUUGGACAUUCCAAGGCCCUUUCAGCGUGAACACCAGCUUUGUUGUGGCAUCAAAUGUCUGCGUCUUAAAGAUCGGCGUAGACACUGCAGAUAAUGUGGAAACGACGCUACAGAACUUUUGGGAAUUGGACGCCAUCGGCAUCUCAGAUAAAGCCCCAAAUACCAAAAUUGAGCAUACAGGCAAUGCCAAGAUAACAAAGAAAGCCGGGCGAUAUGAGGUAGCGUUGCCGUGGAAGAAAGAAGCAACAGAUCUGGCAGACAACCGGAAUAUGGCGGUGCAAAGGCUCAGAAAAUUGACAAACAAAUUGUGUCUCAACAAAGAACUCGCUCAGAAAUAUGACGAAGCAAUCCGAGUCUACCUGGAAUCGGGGCAUGCCGAACACGUGACGGAGUCAGCGACACAGAACCCAGUGUAUUACAUGCCGCACCAGCCAGUAAUUCGGAAUGACUCGACUACUACGAAACUACGAGUGGUGUUCGAUGCCUCAUCACAUGAGCCGGGACAAUCGUCAUUGAACGAGCAUCUCGAAAAAGGCGCGAACCUCAUCAGCGACUUGGGGCGAAUGCUGCUGCGGUUUCGUCUACACCGGCUGGCGCUCGUCGCAGAUAUAGAAAAGGCAUUUCUGCAGAUAUCGAAGUGCAACCUGAUGACAGAGACGCACUAA
Rhipicephalus sanguineus (brown dog tick) is the source of this 786-nucleotide messenger RNA. RefSeq lists its product as uncharacterized. Bases 1 to 786 code for a protein of 261 amino acids. NCBI's taxonomy places the organism in Eukaryota, Metazoa, Arthropoda, Arachnida, Ixodida, Ixodidae. The transcript has a single exon. The record is from RefSeq and is a predicted model, not a curated record.